This is a messenger RNA of Temnothorax curvispinosus, 2314 nucleotides long. RefSeq names its product ataxin-10. Gene Ontology annotation, biological process: neuron projection development. The coding region runs from base 127 to 1665 and encodes 512 amino acids. The transcript is spliced from 6 exons. Gene Ontology annotation, cellular component: cytosol. The record is from RefSeq and is a predicted model, not a curated record. NCBI's taxonomy places the organism in Eukaryota, Metazoa, Arthropoda, Insecta, Hymenoptera, Formicidae.
UCGACUGUUUACGAUAUUCACGUGUUCUGUCCUGUCGAUUUGUCAAUUGUUGUCGAUUGAUACGUGCUUGCAAAAAGCUUCUUACAGCGAUAAGCGAAUAAAUAGUGGCGAUUUUGUCGAUCGAAAAUGACGGCAGACAUUAACUCGCAAGAAUUAAAAACGAUUAUAAAUAAAAAGGACUGGGAUCAGUUACUGCAAUAUGUCAAACCGAAGUAUUUUGUUAGGGAGGGAUCAGAGGCGAUGCCUGAUGCAAGUAUCUUGGCACAGAUGUGUCAGUUACUCGUAAGCGAGGAUACCUCAGAUGAGAUUAAAAUCUUGUGCCUAAAAUGUGUGGGAAACUCUUGCAUUGAUAGUUACAAAUGUAAACGACAUACGAUAAAGAAUGUGGAAUCUGUUAAAUACAGCAAAAAUUUAUAUGACGAAUUAGUUGAAAGUGACUUGUGCAAGCAAGACUGCGACUGUGACUAUCCCCAUGAUUCUCAUUUUCCCUACGAUGGAGUGAUAGAAUGGGCUGUAGAUUACGUUACGACGCAUGGCAAUUUCAGAGAACGCUUGUUUGAGCCAAAGUUGGACAUCUUUAGGCUCAGCGUUCAAUUUUUAAGCAAUUUAUUAUUUAUGCAAGGUCGUUCGAAUGCAACAUUUGCAGACAACGAUACUCUGAGCUGUUUAAAUUGUAAUAAUUUGAAACGAGCCAUUUUGAGGUACACGCAAUAUGGUGAUUUCAUCACAGCCCUCGUAGUUGCCGAUGUGGCUUGCAAAUACGUGUACAAUGCGUUACAAACCAACUAUUUAACAAUGGAUGAGAAAGAUCUAUGUAAACUAUUACUGAAACCUUCCGAUAAUGAGAUUCCAGCUGCAAUUGAUGCGCUGUUUUUCCUGUUACGUCGACCGAAUGUAUUUGAAGAUGUGUAUAGUAGUAUGACUAUGAGCGACAAGAUAUUGUUACUUGAUAUUAUCCAUGAUUAUUACGUCUGGGAAUCUUGGGAAUCUAAUAAUACAGUGCUCAAAAAGGAAUCGGCUGAGUUUCUGGCGUUAACAUUUUGCAAGAAAAGCGAUCUUAUUUUGAAGACCGUGGACACAUAUGUGAAUAGCGUAGAUCCCACAGAAAUUAUCCUUAUUCUUCAAAUUCUGGGAUUUCUUACUAUACGAUGCGAGAUCUCAGAGAAUGUCAGGUGUUUGCUUAUUAACUGUAAAUACCUUUUGAUGUCCUUACAUAUGAUGGGAAAGGAAGCAGAUAAUUAUUUUACUCCGAUAACGCAGUUAAGUAAAUCGGCACCUCAUGCUCCAGGGAGGAGUGAGGCACGCGAGGCAUUACUGGGUGAUCCAGAACACCAUCCCGCAUAUGGCUUUAAAGCGGGAUUGAUACGAGUCAUUGCAAACGUAGUAUACAGAAACAAAAUGUGUCAAGAUCUGUUUCGUGAAAUAGAUGGAAUUCCAUUGCUUCUGGAUUGUACUAGCAUAGACGCGAGGAAUCCACUUAUCUCACAAUGGACCACUCUCGCUUUGAGAAAUUUGUGCGAAGACAAUCCUGAGAACCAGGAAAUUAUUAAAAAGUGUAAAAAAACGGGCGUGUCAGAUAAUCCUGAGUUGAAAGAGAUGGGAUUAACUCUGCACGAAGAUGCGGAUGGGAAAUCGAUUCGUAUCGCUCCUCUCCAACGCGAUUAGGAAGAUUUACCGUUUUCCAGAACGCGAGAUCGCUCCCGGCGAUCAAUCAGUUCGAUAAUUAUCAAACUAUUACUUGCUUGUAUCGAUAAUAUUCGCGAUAAGAUACAAUGAUUGGUUUAUCUUGGUAUGCAUAAAUAAUUAUUAUUCCAAUUAGUUCGACUGAAAUGUAUCCCCUGCUGUACCACUCGCUAGAAAAACGACAUCGCAAUUACAACGAUUUGUGUCAUUAGACGAAAUACGAUGUGGUACGGUAUAGAGAGAUAUUUUAUCUAUUACAUUCACAUGACCGAGUGAUUUAUGGUACAAUAAAAGCUGCUGUGAGAGAGUUCACGGUCUAUUAGUAAUUGCUAAUGUAAGUAUACAACUGCUAUCGCUGAUCGUUCAAUUGCGAUGCGAAAUGGAUUUUGUCUUUUCAAGUAAUGCUCUCUCGUCAAGAUUUCAUUAUAAAUGAUAAUAAUUUUUAAGCGGGUGCAAAUCAAUAAAUAAAUUUGCAUUAAACAAAUAAACGUCUGGGUUCACGUUUUUCCCCCCUCUCACUCGAAAUUGCUCAAGACGGAGACACGGGGAUUCCUGUUUAAGAAUUAUAGAACCUCCAAUUACGCUGUCAAGAGACGCCAGUGUUUUAAUAAAUAAUUUCUCUAUUAAUUAA